Manihot esculenta (cassava) is the source of this 894-nucleotide messenger RNA. Its product is annotated as metalloendoproteinase 3-MMP. The transcript has a single exon. The coding region runs from base 1 to 894 and encodes 297 amino acids. Gene Ontology annotation, molecular function: zinc ion binding; metalloendopeptidase activity. Gene Ontology annotation, cellular component: extracellular matrix. Gene Ontology annotation, biological process: collagen catabolic process; extracellular matrix organization; proteolysis. The record is from RefSeq and is a predicted model, not a curated record. NCBI's taxonomy places the organism in Eukaryota, Viridiplantae, Streptophyta, Magnoliopsida, Malpighiales, Euphorbiaceae.
AUGGCUUGUAAAUAUUCUUAUCUUCUGAUAGUCUUCCUUCUUUUUUCAAUCCAAUCCUCCAUGUCUCAAUCUAAAACCUACAAACCCCAGAAGCAAGCUUUCAAAUUCCUUCAAAAUCUAAAGGAAAUCCACAAGGGCCAAACUGUUGUUGGGCUUGAUGAAGUGAAAAAAUUCCUUGUUGGAUUUGGAUACUAUCUAAACCCUUGUUCCACUCGUAAUUUAAACAAUAAUUUUGAUGAUCAAUUGGAGUCUGCACUUAAAAGAUAUCAAAAUUUUUUCCAUCUCAAUAUUACUGGAAUUCUCAACUUCGAAACUAUACAGAAGAUGAUGAUUCCACGAUGUGGAGUACCUGAUGUCACCGAUAUUACAUCCUUAAAUCAGUCUAUAAACUCUAAUAUUGGUCCCCAUUAUGCAUUUCCAGCACGUAUGCCAAAAUGGAACAAGUUUAGCCUCACUUACUUGUUCCUCCCCAACGUCCCAAAUUCUCAAGAUGUGAGGGCUGCUUUUUCAGGAGCUUUUCAAAGUUGGCAGAUUGUAUCCAAGUUCCAUUUCCACGAAGCAGCUGCUGGUGAAAUACAAGAUCUUCAUAUUGGAUUUUACACUGGUGCUCAUGGGGAUGGCCAUCCUUUUGAUGGACCUGGCAAGGUGUGGGCUCAUUCUUUCUAUCCAAGAGAUGGAAGGUCACAUUAUGAUGCUAGUGAAAAUUGGACCACUAAUCCUGCUGGUAACCAAGUGGACGUACAGUCUAUUGCUGUUCAUGAAAUUGGUCACCUUUUGGGUCUUGCACAUAGCCAGGAUCCCAAUGCUGUUAUGUAUCCUACAAUUGGAUCUGGGGUUAUUAAAAGGGUUCUUAGUCCAGAUGAUAUUGGAGGCAUACAAACUCUAUACCCUUAA